GGUACAUGCGUUCUUCCCCUCUUGUCCUGGAGGUAUAUAAGGGCUGCAGCAUCCGUCGGAACGUAUUGACGAGCAUACUCUCAAUUCCAAGUUGAUGAUAUAACAGUCAAAAUGAAGAGAACCGCCGAGGUUCCUGAUGAGUAAGUGAUACUUCUCCAUGUUGUGUUGUUUGCGAGCUUAUUUUUCCAGAACCGAUGUCAUCGAGAGAUCGAUUCAGGCUUUGUGUAAACAGCCAACGAAGACAAUCGACAACACUGAAGAAGCAUAUCAGCUUCACAAAUCGAACCAGAAAUUAAGCCGGAGCCAGAACCAGAACUACAUGUGCGAGUCCCUGGAAACCCUUGCUCAGAUGACGUCGCGCGGCAUUCCUCCUCCAUCUCCAACAACCCAUCCACCUUCUUCCCCAACGGGGCAGCAGCGGUCACAAAGCGUUCCACCAGAGCUACGUAGCCUCACGACAGAAGUGAUACUCAUCCUAGAAUGCUCCGCGGGCCCCGUGCUCUUCUCAUUCCUCCUAGGCGACGUAACGGUACCCUAGCGGCAACUCAAGGAAGCACUGGGGGUCAGAAACAGCAAGAUACCGUAGCUAAUUGGCGCUUUCAACGUAGCCAACAGCCCUUCCAUUAUCAUUCCGGGGUCAUUGAUGGAUCUCACUCUGCCCAAGAGUCUCAUGGUGGGCGCGUUUAGAUGGCUGACAAUCUGGAAUGACAUUGGGGUAUUUUCGAUCAAACCAG
Molecule: messenger RNA, 734 nt
Organism: Aspergillus glaucus CBS 516.65
Lineage: Eukaryota; Fungi; Ascomycota; Eurotiomycetes; Eurotiales; Aspergillaceae
Exons: 1
Coding region: 158-538 (126 amino acids)
Source: RefSeq, a predicted model, not a curated record